Messenger RNA from Leptonychotes weddellii (Weddell seal), 3513 nucleotides. Lineage: Eukaryota; Metazoa; Chordata; Mammalia; Carnivora; Phocidae. The record is from RefSeq and is a predicted model, not a curated record.
GGCCCCAGUCCAGCCCGCGCCCGGGAUCCCCACUCGGCGCCCCUGCGCGCCCUGCUCCGCGCCGCCCCGCGCCCCCUGCUACUGCUGGCUUACUUCAGUCGCCUCUGUGCCAAGGGCGACAUUCCCCCGCCACUGCGCGCCCUGCCCCGCUACCGCCUGCUGCGCGACCUGCCACGCCUGCUGCGGGCGCUAGACGCACGGCCUUCCGCCGAAGCCACCAGCCGAGGCCGCCUCGGGGAUCGGCCUUGCCUGCGGGGUCGCCUGGAGCUGUGCCACCGGCUGGAACGCGAGGCCGCCAAAUUUUGCCCACCGAGGCUGAGCAGAGGCAGGCGUAGGGGUACUGGCUGGAUCCCCUGAAUGAGCCUUCUACCCUAGAAUCCUUGGGGUGCCUCCUCAGGACUACUGGCCAAAAAUCCUUAUGCUCUGUCUGCUAGCCUGGGAGCAGAGCACCUCCCUCGCUGUCCCAGACCCUUCCCUACGUGUCUGGCUUCUUCCUCCUGUUUACCCUUCCGGAACCAGCAGGGAGAGUCGCUGUUUACUGAGGGCUCCACAGCUCCCAGUUCUCUUGGGGGUGGGGGAAUCUUCCCACUUCUUUUCUUCAAAAUUCCAGGAAGAGUAGUCUGCACAUGCUCCAGUCCAAGCUAGAGAGGUGUGGGACAGAGGUAGGGGAGGCCGGAGCGAUGGCCAUUCUGAGUGAGGCGUAACUCCAGUGGGGGGAGGGGGGGAGGGGAGAAAACCCCUUUGGUGGGGGGCGGGGCAGGGAUACUGCUUUUCCGGACUGGAGCCCUGCCCAGGGGAUGGAGGGAGGGAGGGAGCCUGACCCAGGUAAAGAGGUUUUGGCCCUGGGUGUCCAGGGCGGAGGUGGGACAGUAGAAACCAAGAUCAAGAAAAAUGAAUAAAGGCCAACAUAAUGGAUAAGCUAAGAGACACGGUGUGCUUCUCUAGGGUGCCCAGGGUACUGAGUUGCAGGAGGGGUCAGCACAGCCCUGCCUGGGGAUUGUUAUGCCUCUGUUUGUGGGCUCCAGUCUUCCAUGUCCACACCCACAACCACAUCCUUCACAUUCUCACAAGCAAAGCCUCUGAAAAGGCAAAGGAGGACCUGGAAAUCUUGAUCCUCACUGUGAACAGGUUCAGAAAGGUCCAUUUGUCAUGCAGCCAGCCCAUGGCAACAGCACAAAUGGGACCCCUGUCUGCCUGGCUCUGAGUCCUGAGUUCCUUCCCUCCCUACCACACUUGAGCAGAGGCCAGGAAGUGGUGAAAAGCCCACUUUCUGAUACCCUUUGUCCCUGCCUUUAGAGCUCCUGUCCCAUAAAGGGUCACUGAGUCCCAGGGCAGAUGUGUGAAGGGACCGGGGGUGCCCUGUAUGAGGGAACCUAAUGGGCACCAAAAUCCCGGAUUCACGGUGGCAGUGGAAAUGCCCCAGCAUUGCCCAGGCCCUCUUCCUUAGGGACUCCCAAGGUGAGUAAGAGCUCCCUCACUCAGCUGUGAUGCCGCCACCCUCUUCAGGGGCCCCUCCCAGCCAGGUGUCAGCGGAGAAGGAGGAGGAGGAGAGGGAAAGGAGAGGAGGCCACCACCCCAGUCCAAGGCUGCUGGCUCCCAGGCCUGGUGUUGGUGGGAGGGACAGGGCGGGGCGGGAACAGCCAGCUGCCUGCCGGGAGCCAAACCGAAAGCACUCCGGCUGGACGGGGACAGGAUUCAGGACUCCCGGGAGAGGGGGUGCUCAAGCCCGCACUGGGACCCCAGGCUGAAGAGGGAUUCCGGCCCCUCGUGCCCACAGGCUUGGGGCUGAGUGGGAGCAGAGGUACCGUGUCUGCCCCCCCCUUUGGGGGGGGCAGGACAGGGCCUUGGGCCUUGGUGCCUCCUGGUACCUGGAAGAUGCCUGUGCCUUGGUUCCUGUUGUCCUUGGCACUGGGCCGAAGCCCCAUGGUCCUCUCUUUGGAGAAGCUUAUGGGGCCUCAGGACACUGCCCGCUGCUCUCCAGGCCUUUCCUGCCACCUCUGGGAUGGUGACGUGCUCUGCCUGCCUGGGAGCAUCGUGUCUGCCCCGGGCCCUGUGCUGGUGCCCACGCGCCUGCAGACAGAGCUGGUGCUGAGGUGCCACCAGGAGACUGACUGUGACCUCUGCGUGCGUGUGGCCAUCCACUUGGCUGUGCAUGGGCACUGGGAAGAGCCUAAAGAUGAGGACAAGUUUGGAAUAGCAGCUGAUCCAGAGCUUGAGGAGCCUAGGAACGCCUUUCUCCAGGCCCAAGUGGUGCUCUCCUUCCAGGCCUACCCCACUGCCCGCUGCGUCCUGCUGGAGGUGCAAGUGCGUGCUGCCCUCGCGCGGCCUGGUCAGUCUGUGGGUUCUGUAGUAUUUGACUGCUUCGAGGCUGCUCUGGGGGCUGAGGUGCGACUCUGGUCCUACACUCAGCCCAGGUACCAGAAGGAACUCAACCUCACACAACAGUUGCCUGACUGCAAGGGGCUUGAAGUCCGGGACAGCGUCCAGAGCUGCUGGGCCCUGCCCUGGCUCAGUGUGUCUGCCGAUGGCGAUGAUGUGCACCUGGUGCUGGACGUCUCUGAGGAGCAGCACUUUGGCCUCUCCCUGUACUGGAACCAGGUCCAGGGCCCUACAAAACCCUGGUGGCACAGCAACCUGACCGGGCCACAGAACAUUACUUUGAACCACACAGACCUGUUUCCCUGCCUUUGUAUUCAGGUGUGGCCUCUAGAGCCCGACUCUGUCAGGACGAGCCUCUGCCCCUUUAGGGAGGAUCCCCGGGCACACAGGAACCUCUGGCGUGCAGCCCGGCUGAGGCUACUGCCCCCCCGGGGCUGGCAGCUAAAUGCACCCUGUUCACUGCUUGCUGAGGCCACUCUGUGUUGGCAGGCACCAGGCGGCGGCCCCUGCCAGUCGCUGGUCCCACCGCUGUCCCGAGCAAAUGUCACUGUAAACAAAACACUUGAGUUGCCAUUGCUGAAUGCCCACCCCAACCUCUGUGUCCAGCAGGUGAGCAGCUGGGAGAAGCUGCAGCUACAGGAGUGCUUGUGGGCUGACUCCCUUGGGGCCCUCAAGGAUGAUAUGCUGCUGGUAGAGACACGAGGCCCCCAGGACAACAGAUCACUCUGUGCCUUGGAGCCCAGUGGCUGCACCCCACUACUCAGCAGGGCCUCCACGCUGCAGCUUGAUGGUCUCCUAAGUGUGGUGCCCCUAGGUGACAGCCUCCCUUUGGCUUGGCAGAGGGCCGCUCGCCUUGGAGAGCAGUUACUACAAGACCUGCAGUCAGGCCAGUGUCUGCAGCUGUGGGAAGAUGACCUGAGAGCACUAUGGGCCUGCCCCAUGGACAAGUGUGAGUAUUACAAGAACUGCCCUUCCCCUCAGUACCAAGAGCUGGAAUCUAGACAUUCCUACAGGUAACGUGCAAUGGCCUUGUCCUUCUCUGGCUCAGAUCAGUCAGAGGGACAUUCCUUCCUUCAUUCAAAAACCAAGAAGAGGGCGCCUGGGUGGCUCAGUUGGUUAAGCGACUGCCUUCGG